Nymphalis io (European peacock) is the source of this 2945-nucleotide messenger RNA. RefSeq names its product breast cancer metastasis-suppressor 1-like protein (gene Brms1). Bases 124 to 804 code for a protein of 226 amino acids. The transcript is spliced from 4 exons. The record is from RefSeq and is a predicted model, not a curated record. Gene Ontology annotation, cellular component: Sin3-type complex. Gene Ontology annotation, molecular function: histone deacetylase binding. Gene Ontology annotation, biological process: negative regulation of transcription by RNA polymerase II. Lineage: Eukaryota; Metazoa; Arthropoda; Insecta; Lepidoptera; Nymphalidae.
UUGACGUUACGUGUUUUUAUUUGGGACAAUUGGAAAGGAGCGAAAACUGAUUUUUUAAUGAUAAAUAUUUAGGUACACGAAAAUCGUAUAACUUUUGUUUCUUCUAUUAUUACUUUAAGCAAGAUGCCUUCGAUGAAAGUGGAAGGAGACAGUGAUGGGGACGGAGAUAUGUCUGGGGGAGAUACGGAAAGAUCCGGAGGUUCGUCUAGAGGCCCUGAUCGUGAUUCUAGCGCAGAGGAGGCCGAUGAACCAGAUUCUGAUGACUCCUCGGAGAUGGACGAAAGCGAGUGUGAGCGUCGGAGAAACGAGUGCCUGGAUAACUUAGCUAACCUGGAGAGGCAGUUCACAGUGCUACGAGAACAACUCUAUAAUGAAAGAAUGAAGCACGUCAAAUAUCAGCUCACUGAAGUCCAAGGUGGAAGAUCACAGGAGUACCUCGGGCCUUUGCGCAGAUUGCAGGAGAAUAUGAGAGUUAGGAUCGAAGUGGCCGGAAUCUUGAAGAAGAUGCGAAUUGAAAACAUCAGACACAAGUAUGACGCUGAAGAGCAAGCCGCGCACCAGAAUUUUCGGAGUGAAAAAUGGCUAACAUACGAGAAAUUGAAAGAGGAAAUACUUGAAAAAAUUAGGAAAAUCGAAGAGGAGAGACACGCAGUCGACCUCUGGCCGUGCGGCGCGGAGUGGGGCCGCAAGAGACGGAGACGGCAGGUGUCAGUGUCGCCGCCCUACGUGGUAUACAUGCUACCGGACUCAGACAUCAUGGAAGAUUGGAGAUUAGUUAGGAAGCUUCUGGAACGGGCUGAAUGAUACGAAUAAUUAAGGGGGUUUCCGGACAUUGUGACAAAGAUAAUUUGAAGUUGGAUUAAAUGUUGACAACUGUAAUCGAAAAAAGUUCGACUGCGCUAAGCAGAGGACAAACUAUGCGGACCUCGUGUCGAAUUACUAUGUUACAUUCAUUCGUAAAACAAUUUUAUAUUUAAAAACACUUAAACUUAUCUUAUAUAUUAUUUAAAGAACCUCAAUAACCUCUUCUAAGGGAAAUAAAAUGGUUGUGAUGCGACGACAAAACAUAUUCUAAAUUUAAAAGAACAAUUAAAACUACGAUCAGAAAACACGAAUUAAUCUAAUGUGUAAUAAGAAGGGCAUCAAAACGAUGUUAGAUGAGACUCCGCUUAGAUUUCAUUUAAGAGGUCAUUAGCUUGAAGUCACCCUGUAUUAAUUGAUGUAUAUUAUAAGAAAUCUGACGGUGAAAUGGCACUUAAACGGUAGAACGGAAACUGGUUAAUAUAAGGGGCUUAAAAACAUAUAAAGUCAUUCGCAGCAAUCUGGACUUCAUUUUAUUUUCAAUAUUGAAUCCUCAACUUGUUAAUAUCCUGAGAAGUAUUCGCAAGAAGAACGUAAAGUUUGUCCUUACUUUACUACAAUAGUUUAGUUAUAGCAAUAUAACUUCAAUUAACAAUUUUGGAUUAGUUAAACUGUUUUGGGCUUAUCGUGUUAAAAGUUUGGAAACCUCUGAUUUAUAAUUAUAUUAUAUUGAUUUUAAGAUGUAUAAAAUUAUACUAUGCAUAAUUAUUUAAUAUGUUUUAGCACCGGUAAGUUUCCUGGAAAUAAUAUCUGGUAUAGGAACCUGCGUUGUGUGAUUAUGUUAUAUACUUGUACCAUUUUUAAUUGAUUAGUAAAUUUUAAUAAUUUUAAAAUUGUGAAUAUGUUUUGAUUGGUGUGUGUGGGUAUUGCUUUACUGGAAACUUUAACAAUUAAAAAUAUUAAUUAAAAGUGUCUUGUUGUAUUACAUUUUUGUAAUCAACAAGGUUUUAAUUUACUGAUAAUUAUCUUUUUUUUUUAUUACCAAUAAAGUACAUAUUUUUAUACCGUAAAGUUAGGAUUUCUAGAUACGAUUUUUCUCUUAGUAUAUCCUUGUGAUUGUAAUAUAUCAAAAUCGUAUAGCGUAUUAGUGAUGUUAAAAACAAACAAUCGAUAAUUUAUCGAUAAUGUCGACUAUCGAAAAUCGUUACGCUUAAUAAUAUUUAAUUAUCAACACUUUUCUCCUUUUUGCCCAACAUAUUUUCUAAUGUAUAGUAAUAAAAGAUAAGGAUAGAUAGAUAAAGUUAGAAUAUAGAUUUAUAUAUACUGUGUAAUAUUUUGUCAAGUACCUAAUUGCUAAAGCGAACUAAGUUGAGGAAAUUCCAUAUGUAUGUAAUGUCAUUUUAUGUAACGCUCGAUUUACAUAAUAACUUAAUUAGAAAAACUACAAAAUAUAAUAUUUUUGUGUUUGAUUUAUGUACUAUGUAGCGUACAUAGCUUUACGAUAAAUUAUCGCGUGGAUUUCACAAAAAAAAACCGCUUGAAACGAUUAUUGUAUAAAGGAAGGAAAACUGCAGGCCAAUUCACUACACACGCAACCAUACAUAUAAUUCCAACACAUGAAGGCAAUAAUUCGCUUGAAAAUAAAUCAAUAUUUGCAGUCGUACUUUAACAUAUUAAAUCAGGAUUGUUUUUAAAACAAAAACAACAAAAGUGUUGAGUAAUUAAUAAUUGAAGUGAAGUGAGUGUGAAAGUGAAGUUUUUAUAUAAGUGGGAAGGAUGAUUUUUUAUUGGGUCACUAGAUUGACAUUGAUCACGUUAUUAACACUGUCGUCGCGAAUUAUGAGGCUAAAGUUACUUGACAAAAUAAAAAAAAUAUCGAUAUCGAUUUACGUCACUAACAUUCUAAAGACUCCACCUUAUGGUAUGUUUAUAUAUAAUUGGAAUGCGGCAAUAGACAUUUUUAAUAAUUUACCUUUUUUUUAAUAUAUCUGAAACGGAGGCCUAGUUCAAACCAGGGCAAGCGUCGCUGUGUUUUUCAUUUCACUUUACUUUUGAAUAUUUCUUAACUAUAUCUACUAGAUUUGUUAUAAUAUAUUUUCAUUUAAAAUCCUUGUGUGUCGGUGAAUAAAGAGGUUGAAAUUUGA